Messenger RNA from Ornithorhynchus anatinus (platypus), 3146 nucleotides. RefSeq names its product potassium channel modulatory factor 1 (gene KCMF1). The transcript is spliced from 7 exons. Gene Ontology annotation, molecular function: zinc ion binding. Gene Ontology annotation, cellular component: plasma membrane. The record is from RefSeq and is a predicted model, not a curated record. Gene Ontology annotation, biological process: synaptic signaling. NCBI's taxonomy places the organism in Eukaryota, Metazoa, Chordata, Mammalia, Monotremata, Ornithorhynchidae. The coding region runs from base 85 to 1230 and encodes 381 amino acids.
UGUCGGUGCGGGCCGCGCCGGGGCCCCGCGGGGACGCUGCAGCCGGAGCCCGGAAGGGGCCGCGCCGCCGCCGUCUCGACUAGGAUGUCCCGACAUGAAGGUGUCAGCUGUGAUGCAUGUUUAAAAGGAAAUUUUCGAGGUCGCAGAUACAAGUGUUUAAUUUGCUACGAUUACGAUCUUUGUGCAUCUUGUUAUGAAAGUGGUGCGACGACAACAAGGCAUACAACUGACCAUCCAAUGCAGUGCAUACUAACAAGGGUAGAUUUUGAUUUAUACUAUGGUGGGGAAGCUUUCUCAGUAGAGCAGCCACAGUCUUUUACUUGUCCCUAUUGUGGAAAAAUGGGUUACACGGAGACAUCUCUUCAAGAACACGUGACUUCUGAGCACGCAGAAACAUCAACCGAAGUGAUUUGUCCAAUAUGUGCGGCGUUACCCGGAGGAGACCCUAAUCACGUCACGGAUGACUUUGCAGCUCAUCUUACACUUGAACACAGAGCCCCUAGAGAUUUAGAUGAAUCCAGUGGUGUUCGCCAUGUCCGUAGAAUGUUUCACCCAGGCCGGGGAUUGGGCGGUCCCCGGGCCCGUAGAUCAAACAUGCACUUUACUAGCAGUUCUACUGGCGGGCUUUCCUCUUCACAGAGCUCAUAUUCUCCAAGCAAUAGGGAAGCCAUGGACCCAAUAGCUGAGCUUUUAUCUCAGCUCUCAGGAGUGAGACGCUCUGCGGGAGGACAGCUCAACUCCUCCGGCCCUUCCGCUUCCCAGCUGCAGCAGCUGCAGAUGCAACUGCAGCUAGAACGGCAGCACGCGCAAGCAGCCCGGCAACAGCUGGAGACGGCCCGCAACGCCACCCGGCGCACCAACACAAGCAGUGUCACCACGACAAUAACGCAAUCCACAGCAGCCACCAACACAGCCAACACGGAAAACAGUCAGCAAACGAUUCAGAAUUCCCAGUUUCUUCUCACCAGGUUGAACGACCCAAAGAUGUCUGAGACGGAGCGUCAGUCUAUGGAGAGCGAGCGCGCCGACCGCAGCCUGUUCGUUCAGGAGCUUCUCCUGUCCACCUUGAUGCGGGAAGAAAGUUCGUCCUCAGACGAGGAUGAGCGGGGGGAGAUUGCCGAUUUUGGUGCUAUGGGCUGUGUAGAUAUUAUGCCUUUAGAUGUUGCUUUAGAAAAUCUAAAUUUAAAAGAGAGUAAUAAAGGAAAUGAGCCUCCGCCACCUCCUCUUUGAUGACAUCCCAAUAAGCAGACAAUGUCCUCUGUGCUGUAUUUGCCAAUGAAAGUGGACAACUAUCUUGGGUUUGUUUUGGUGAUUGUAAUUUCAGGUCUGUCACUCUUGUUACAUUGUGUACAUUCAAAAGGAAGAGAGAGAAAAGAAAAUAUAUAUGAUAAUCAUUUCCACUUAACUAAUUUUUACUUCUAGCAGGUAAACGUAGGAAGCAGUGCGGAGAUGAUCUCUGCUUCCUGUACCUUGACAUGCAAAAGGCUCUGCUAAUACUCCACAUUCAAACUGAAGAGGAAAAUUGAAAUCUCUAAUGAAGCUGCUGUGUGUAUUUAUGAAUAUUAAUGAAUAAAAACUGCUUGGAUGGUUUACCUUAACUACUGCAUGAGGUUUUUUGCAGCGUGCAUGAGUUUUAGUGACCUUGUCAUUUAAAAAAAAAAAAAGAAAUACAAGGAGUAACACUAUAAGAACCCAAAGCUUUUCCUAGACAUUAUUCAAAGGUUACGACGUCGAGCGGGCGGCCCCGGUCUGUAGCCAGGGAGUAGCUUUUGAAUAAUGUGUGACCGAACCUCCUUCCUUUAUGUGCCUACCCUGCGCAUAAAGCCAGAUCUGCCGUGGACCCCCUGGGGGUGGCAUUUUGACUCGAUGUGACUUUCCCUCCCCUUUACAUCCCCCUCCCACCACCCGCUAGCCACCUGCCUCCACGUGAAGUUCCACCUCGCUUUUUAACGCAUCUCUAGAAGACACAACCGUUACGGCUCCUGUCGGAAUCUGCUGCAGAGGGCUUUUUGCGCGCCCUCAGAUCCGAUCCUGUUCUCCAUGUUUGUUUUACUGUCUUUACUUUGGUGGUUGUUUAAGAUUUUUCUUUCCAACUGUUUAAAAAAAAAAAAACAUGUUUUAUUCAGGUGUAGAUGGAUUCAUUGAUUCUCUGUGCAAAAAAAAAAAAAGUUAACCUGGAUAAUGUUGUCUUCGUUUUAAAAGCCUCACAUUCUCGCUCGUGUUCUGAGUUUUUUAUGUAUUUGCUUCAUAGUUUGCAGAGACUUGUCAGUGUCAGGAGAGCUCGAGGAUUUCACUUUCCCAGACCUUGUCAAUAUAUUACAAAUGAAUUCUUACUGCUAACUUUAGCACCUUCUAUUUAUUGUUUUUUAAUUCCUCUUCUGGCAUAAAAAAGUAAAGCCUUUUAAUUGAAUCAUGCCACCUACAUGCCUAUGCGUAUAAUCCUAUAUGUAAAAAGAAUGUACAGUGGUUUUGGGGGGCAAAGAGGGAUUUGGGUGGGGUUUUUUGUUUUGUUUUUUGUGCAUAGACUUUCAUAAUGGCCCCAGGACAGGGACAGCAGGUAGGGGGAGGGGGUGGGAUUGGAAUGUAAAGUUAGAACUUGAAAACCAUGUGCACAGCUUCCACUCGAUUGAUGACUAGGCUUAUCAUAAUCAUGUCUUCUUGCCGGAUUCUCCUCUAAAUCCUUCUCUCUCCCACCACCCUUUACCUCUUUUCUCUGUGUCCUUCCAUUUCUGCAAAGCAACAUUUUAGAAUUAAAUUACAGACUUGAAUACCCACCGGUGUUCUCGACACAACUGUGACCUAUAUGUUAAUUUAAAGUAGCCGCCGACACCACCACCCCUCCCACUCCACCCCCCACCCCCGCUGAAAAAUUGUUUCCGUUUCAUUCUCAUUUUCCGGAAGCCUUAGAAUCCAGUGAUUUCCACACAAUAGUAGCUUUGUUUUUCUUUAGUCUCUGCAACAGGAAAAUGUUUCAAGGGAAAAUUUUACUCCAGGGCUCUGUUAUCCUAGGAGUUAACCCCAGUAGGGAUUUUUUUAUUGAUUGUUGAGGAUUUUCAAAAACAAUUUUCAAGCUGUAGUCUUUUCGAACACAUCUUCUGCACAUUACAAUAAGACACACAGUUCAAUAAAGCAUUUUCAAGACUGUU